Messenger RNA from Capsella rubella, 534 nucleotides. RefSeq lists its product as uncharacterized. The record is from RefSeq and is a predicted model, not a curated record. Lineage: Eukaryota; Viridiplantae; Streptophyta; Magnoliopsida; Brassicales; Brassicaceae.
UCUUCUGGAAAUAAAUGCGACGAUCCACAUCCAAUGAUCCAAAGGAGAUUCGUGUCACCGCUUAACUCACCACGUGUCACAAUCCUCUCCAUCUUACAUGCUAAUAAUAGAAACCAAACUUAAAUUUUAAAAUAACGUACAAAACAAAAAAGGAACAAACGAGAUUACGCCAUGUGUCCUAUCAUCUUACUCAAACCAAAACCCUUCGCGUUCAGUUACACGUAACUCCAAAGUCGCAGCCUUAUGUGUCUAACUUUAAUCGCACCGCACUUACUGACCACUCCUCACUCUCUCAUUGGUCCUUACUCCCUCCCCCUCCCCCCUCGUACUGCGAGUCUUAUGUCGGACCCAAAUACACCGCCACGUCUCUGCUCUCUCGUCCAAUCACGUCGUUGCGCUGUUCAUCGUUUGGUCUCGCACGUGGCAAAGGUUUCCCCAAACGUGUCGAACGUAACAGUUUCUUUUCUUUAUAUACUUGUACCAAACACGCUUCAUCUUCUCCAACAAAACACAAAACUUUGUUUUGGUAAUUAA